Kogia breviceps (pygmy sperm whale) is the source of this 4495-nucleotide messenger RNA. The record is from RefSeq and is a predicted model, not a curated record. Lineage: Eukaryota; Metazoa; Chordata; Mammalia; Artiodactyla; Physeteridae.
CGCCAGGGCCCGGACAAAAGCCGGAUCCCGGGCGGCUGCGGGAGGCUGGAGCGCUCCUAGUAGUGGCGGUGUUUGGGGGCCUGUUGAUCGAGCCCCGCGCACAGGCUUUCGCAGAGAGGUAGAGCAGGACCCUCCGCAGCCAUGUCGGCCAAGGCGAUCUCCGAGCAGACAGGCAAAGAACUCCUCUACAAGUACAUCUGCACCACCUCGGCCAUCCAGAACCGGUUCAAGUAUGCCCGGGUCACCCCUGACACUGACUGGGCCCACCUGCUGCAGGACCACCCGUGGCUGCUCAGCCAGAGCUUGGUGGUUAAGCCAGACCAGCUGAUCAAACGGCGUGGAAAGCUGGGCCUCAUUGGGGUCAACCUCACUCUGGACGGAGUCAAGUCCUGGCUGAAGCCACGGCUGGGACAGGAGGCCACAGUUGGCAAGGCCAGAGGCCUCCUCAAGAACUUUCUGAUCGAACCCUUCGUCCCCCACACUCAGGAGGAGGAGUUCUAUGUCUGCAUCUAUGCUACCCGAGAAGGGGACUACGUCCUGUUCCACCACGAAGGCGGGGUGGAUGUGGGUGACGUGGACGCCAAAGCCCAGAAACUGCUCGUUGGUGUGGACGAGAAGCUGAAUCUUGAGGGCAUCAAGAAACAACUGUUGGCCCACGCCCCCGAAGACAAGAAAGAAAUUCUGGCCAGCUUCAUCUCCGGCCUCUUCAAUUUCUAUGAGGACCUGUACUUCACCUACCUCGAGAUCAACCCCCUUGUAGUGACCAAAGAUGGUGUCUACGUCCUUGACUUGGCAGCCAAGGUGGACGCCACCGCCGACUACAUCUGCAAAGUGAAGUGGGGUGAUAUAGAGUUCCCUCCCCCCUUCGGGCGGGAGGCUUAUCCAGAGGAAGCCUACAUCGCAGACCUGGACGCCAAAAGUGGGGCAAGCUUGAAGCUGACCUUGCUGAACCCCAAGGGGAGGAUCUGGACCAUGGUGGCCGGAGGUGGCGCCUCUGUCGUGUACAGCGAUACCAUCUGCGACCUAGGGGGUGUCAACGAGCUAGCGAACUACGGGGAGUACUCGGGCGCCCCCAGCGAGCAGCAGACCUAUGACUACGCCAAGACGAUCCUUUCCCUCAUGACCCGCGAGAAGCACCCCGAUGGCAAGAUCCUCAUUAUCGGAGGCAGCAUCGCCAACUUCACCAAUGUGGCCGCCACAUUCAAGGGCAUCGUGAGAGCGAUUCGAGAUUACCAGGGCCCCCUGAAGGAGCAUGAGGUCACGAUCUUUGUCCGAAGAGGGGGCCCCAACUACCAGGAGGGCUUACGGGUGAUGGGAGAAGUCGGGAAGACCACUGGGAUCCCCAUCCAUGUCUUUGGCACCGAGACUCACAUGACGGCCAUUGUGGGCAUGGCCCUGGGCCAUCGGCCCAUCCCCAAUCAGCCGCCCACCGCGGCCCACACUGCAAACUUCCUCCUCAACGCCAGCGGGAGCACAUCGACUCCAGCCCCCAGCAGGACGGCGUCUUUUUCUGAGUCCAGGGCUGAUGAGGUGGCACCUGCCAAGAAGGCCAAGCCCGCCAUGCCACUAGAUUCAGUCCCAGGUCCAAGAUCCCCGCAAGCCUCACCACCGCCGGCUUCAUCCCAGACUCCCAGCACCAGGGACAAGUUUAGAUUUCUUUGGGAUUUGGGUGGAAGACAGAAUGGAGAAGGAGAGAGAGAGACCCAGAAGGGAAAGAGCGCCACCCUCUUCAGCCGCCAUACCAAGGCCAUCGUGUGGGGCAUGCAGACCCGGGCCGUGCAGGGCAUGCUGGACUUUGACUACGUCUGCUCCCGCGACGAGCCCUCAGUGGCUGCCAUGGUCUAUCCUUUCACUGGGGACCACAAACAGAAGUUUUACUGGGGUCACAAGGAGAUCCUGAUCCCCGUCUUCAAGAACAUGGCUGAUGCCAUGAAGAAGCACCCGGAGGUGGAUGUGCUGAUCAGCUUUGCCUCCCUGCGCUCGGCCUAUGACAGCACCAUCGAAACCAUGAAUCACGCACAGAUCCGGACCAUCGCCAUCAUAGCUGAAGGCAUCCCCGAGGCCCUCACGAGGAAGCUGAUCAAGAAGGCGGAGCAGAAGGGAGUGACCAUUAUUGGACCUGCCACUGUUGGUGGCAUCAAGCCCGGGUGCUUUAAGAUUGGGAACACCGGCGGGAUGCUGGACAACAUCCUGGCCUCCAAGCUGUACCGCCCCGGCAGCGUGGCCUAUGUCUCACGUUCAGGCGGCAUGUCCAACGAGCUCAACAAUAUCAUCUCUCGGACCACGGAUGGAGUCUACGAGGGCGUGGCCAUCGGCGGGGACAGGUACCCCGGCUCAACGUUCAUGGAUCAUGUGUUACGUUACCAGGACACUCCAGGAGUCAAAAUGAUUGUGGUUCUUGGAGAGAUAGGGGGCACGGAGGAAUAUAAGAUCUGCCGGGGCAUCAAGGAGGGCCGCAUCACCAAGCCCGUGGUCUCCUGGUGCAUCGGGACCUGUGCCACCAUGUUCUCCUCCGAGCAGUUCCAUUCCUGCAAAUUUACUCUGUGGGUCUGCAUGCAAAAAUAUUUCAAGGUACAGUUCGGCCACGCUGGAGCUUGUGCCAACCAGGCUUCUGAAACGGCAGUAGCCAAAAACCAGGCUUUGAAGGAGGCCGGAGUGUUUGUGCCCCGGAGCUUCGAUGAGCUUGGAGAGAUCAUCCAGUCCGUGUAUGAGGAUCUCGUGGCCAGAGGGGUCAUCAUACCUGCUCAGGAGGUGCCGCCCCCGACGGUACCCAUGGACUACUCUUGGGCCAGGGAGCUGGGCCUGAUCCGCAAACCUGCCUCGUUCAUGACCAGCAUCUGCGAUGAGCGAGGACAGGAGCUCAUCUACGCGGGCAUGCCCAUCACGGAGGUCUUCAAGGAGGAGAUGGGCAUCGGCGGGGUCCUCGGCCUCCUCUGGUUCCAGAAAAGGUUGCCCAAGUACUCCUGCCAGUUCAUUGAGAUGUGCCUGAUGGUGACGGCUGAUCACGGGCCAGCCGUCUCUGGGGCUCACAACACCAUCAUCUGUGCUCGGGCCGGGAAGGACCUGGUUUCCAGCCUCACCUCAGGACUGCUCACCAUCGGUGACCGGUUUGGGGGUGCCCUGGAUGCAGCAGCCAAGAUGUUCAGCAAGGCCUUUGACAGUGGCAUCAUCCCCAUGGAGUUUGUGAACAAGAUGAAGAAGGAAGGAAAACUCAUCAUGGGCAUUGGUCACCGAGUGAAAUCGAUAAACAACCCAGACAUGCGCGUGCAAAUCCUCAAAGAUUACGUCAGACAGCACUUCCCUGCCACACCCCUGCUUGACUAUGCGCUGGAAGUAGAGAAGAUUACCACCUCGAAGAAACCAAACCUUAUCCUGAAUGUAGACGGUUUAAUUGGAGUUGCAUUUGUAGACAUGCUCAGAAACUGUGGGUCCUUCACUCGGGAGGAAGCUGAUGAAUAUAUUGACAUUGGAGCCCUCAAUGGCAUCUUUGUGCUGGGAAGGAGUAUGGGCUUCAUUGGACACUAUCUUGAUCAGAAGAGGCUGAAGCAGGGGCUGUAUCGUCACCCAUGGGAUGAUAUUUCAUAUGUUCUUCCGGAACACAUGAGCAUGUAAUGGAGCCAGGAACCCUGCUACAGUAAAGUGAAGACGAGAACGCCUCCCCGCGCCCCCCCACCACCCGGGAAAUAGCCACAGACAGCUGGCACUGGAGCUUGCUUAAAGGAUGGGCCUGGAAUGUAAACAGCCAGCAGUGUACAGGCCCGAAGACCAACACCUACAGGCCAACACUGUUCAGUCUACACAAAGAAGCUUAAUAUUUUUUUUUAUAAGCUUAGAAAUAAGAACCCAGCCAAUACUUGUAACAUUUGCUCUGCUACCUGCUGUAUUUAUUAUAUGGAAGCAUCUAAGCACUGUCAGGAUAGUGUUUUUCCUCAUUGUAGGGUGUUACAAUGUUGCUUUCUUUUUUCCAUUAGUUAAAAAAAUGUGUUCCCCUUGAAGGAAGGGAAUGACACUUUUAAGACCUCAAGAUACUCUCCAUUUAAAGAACCCCUAAUACCUUGUUUUUCCUUUUCGCUUUUCUUCCUCCUCAUAUAACCUGAAGAGCAUUGUAUUAAUCUGAUUUUUUUUUUUUUUUUAGGAUCUUUUCAUAUGUUGUGUGUUAAGAGUUUGUUUGGUAUCCCCCUGAAAUGUUCCAUGUUGCAGACCAGUGUUGGGGACAGGACCAUUGCAUCCUUAGCCAUUGUUACAGAAUAUGUGGAACAGUAAUUUAAAAUGUAAAGUCGUAACAUACAUAUGUUUAAAAUGGAAGUGCAAAGCAAAAAGCUGUGAAAUGUCUUGUGUCUUAACAUUCUCUGUAUUUAUGCAACUGACUUGUCUGUUAUCGACUUGUCUUCAGUUUGCAUCUGUAAUCCACAAAGAUUCUGGGCAGCUGCCACCUCAGUCUCUCCUCUGUAUUAUCAUAGUUUGGUUUAAAUAAACUAUAUAGUAACAAUGAAAA